This is a messenger RNA of Actinia tenebrosa (Australian red waratah sea anemone), 1589 nucleotides long. RefSeq names its product RILP-like protein 1. Gene Ontology annotation, molecular function: protein dimerization activity; small GTPase binding; dynein light intermediate chain binding. The record is from RefSeq and is a predicted model, not a curated record. NCBI's taxonomy places the organism in Eukaryota, Metazoa, Cnidaria, Anthozoa, Actiniaria, Actiniidae. Gene Ontology annotation, cellular component: cytoplasm; ciliary basal body. Gene Ontology annotation, biological process: cilium assembly.
ACUUUGUAAAUAAGUGUUAUUUUAGUGCUUUCCUGGGAACUGUUUUCAUUAUUAUAAUCGAAAGAUUCAAUCAGUCUUAGUGGAGAACAAGUUUAUUAAAAGAUUUUUCCAAGCAUGGCCUURGAUCUCACCACAGCUGAUGUAUACCAACAGGCUUCAGUAAUCGGUCAAGACAUAGAAAAGAUUAUUGAUCGAUACGGUCAUGAAGCCGUUCUUGAUCUUAUGCCGAGAGUCGUGCAAGUUCUUGAAGAACUGGAACUUCUCGUUUGUGAAAGGGAAAAAGAAAAGCUUGAGAUUGCAGAAUUAAAGAUGGAAAAUGAACGCCUAUAUUUCGAGAUUAAACGAGAAGCUUGUCAAAGACGUAAGCUCGAAGAGGAACUGUUUCAUGCUYGUAAAGAUGGCGAACUAAAGAGGCUAAAAUCAAUGGUUGAUAAACUUCAAGAAGAGAACAAAAGAUUGAGAAUGGAAUACGAAGUGUCAGCAAAUGAGAGACCAGUCACUACCUAUGUAAGUGCGCCAGGUGAUGCAGAAGUAAUGCAAAAAAUGAAAGAAACUAUUGACACUCAACGGGAUGUAAUACGCAGUAGAAAUCUGGAAAUCGAAAGUCAAAAAGCAGAUGUUGAAGCAAUGGAGGAACAAAUUGAAAGAUUAGCAAACAUUAAUGAAUCUUUGAGGAAAAACCUUGCUGUACAACAGUCAAGAAUGAAUGGACUGGCUAAAGAAAAGGCAGAGCAUGAAGCUGAGUUGAAAAUCCUUAAAUUAGAACUCAGUGAACAAGAAGCAGAGUACCAAGGGGUGGAUGGAGAAAGAAAGUGUUCAGAUGGUGAUGUUGACAGUUUUAUAGAAGAUGAUUUUGCCAAAAUGGAUGUCCAGCUUCAUCAGAAAGCUGAAAAACAUGCUGAGGACCUUCACAAUGGAAAAGAAGUUAGCAAGAGAGAAAAUGUUGCUGACAAGGAAAAAACACUUGAUCAGAACAAUGAAAAUGCAGAGUCUUCGACAAAAACAUUGGAAAGAGAUCCAAACAGACCUCGAUACACUAGAGCAGAAUUUCAAGAAAUACUAGCAGAACGAAACAAAUUUAAAGAAGAAGUAUUUUUUCUUAAAGAAGAUUUGUCUUGCUACAUCUCUGAAGAUGAAAAGAAAGCAGAGAUAAAUCCUGAAAAGAGUCCCAAUACGCAAAGAAAAUGCGAGGAAUCUGGAAUCUCAAAGAUUUUCAGCAUCUUCUCAUCUCGCAAAACCAACACCUUAUGAAGCACAGACUAAUCGGCCGUUGAAUGGAUAUUUUUUAAUGCGGUUACUGGUAAAACUAUAUUAUACAUAAUAAUAGAAUAGAUAACCAAGUGUGGGAAGCAUGCUGAAUUUCAAUUCUUAAAAAGUGUUUCUUAAGAGCAAAUCAUGAUUAAUAUUUUGACGCAUUUGGAAUUAUAUAUUUGUUGUUAGGAUGUUAUGGGAAUCAGAGGUAGAAUGUUCAGACUUUUAGGGGUUCUAUUUGUUGUGUGUGUGUUUUUAACACCAAACAGGUUCGUCGUGCAAUAAUGUUAGGCUAUAUGACCAUGAUCAGUUUUAUAAAUAAAUCAUGUGUAAUGGCC